AUGGACUCAACAUCUCCACUGGACUGGAGAUACGUGCCCAGCAAAGGCAACCCUGCAGACGACGGAACACGUGGUUACAAAGCAUGUGACAUGACUACCGAUUCACGAUGGAUCAAAGGACCAGACUUCUUGUUAAGACCAUCAUCAGAUUGGCCUAAUCACCCGCCAACACAACCUACAGCCGAUAUUCAUCUGACAAACAACGACCCACAACCGCCAACAUCAGUAAUCGACUUCAACCGAUUUAGCACUUGGACAAGAGCACUCAGAGUUGCUUCAUAUGUUCUUCUCUUCGCAGAAAACAUCAAAAGGAAGACACGCCAGAGCCUCUCACUUCAACACCUCACCUUAAGAUUCGCAUGGAUCUGGAUCAUUAAACACUCACAGAAUCAAUCAUUCCCCAAGGAAAUAGCAUGCCUGACAAAGAAAUCUGACAUUCCACCGCGCAGCCCUCUACAACCUCUUUGCCCCUUCGUCGACAAUCACGGAUACUUACGUGCCAAAAGACGACUCGCAGAAAACUACCCAAUACAACUCUUCAUGAAGGAAACACACGAAAUAAAUUCCCAUUGUGGAAUGGAACACACCCGAAGCAUUCUUCAGCAGGACUUUUGGAUCAUAAGAUCACGCAAGCAUCUGAAGAAAACUAUUCGACAAUGCAUACCUUGCCGACGCCUUCGACAGGAACCAGUGAAGCCUCUGAUGGCAGAUCUACCCCUACAACGACUCCCUUUAUCGGAAAACAGUUACCCCUUCCACUCAACAGGAAUUGACUUCUUUGGACCCUUUGCCACGCGGAACAACGACGAGUACAGUAAGCGAUACGUUCUCUUCUUCACCUGCCUCGUCACGCGAGCAGUUCAUUCAGAAAUAUGCCAGCAAAUUGACACAAACUCAACUCUACAAGCCAUACGCCGUUUCAUCGCUAGACGCGGUAAACCCAGGAUCAUCUUCUCUGACAACGGAAAAGCCUUCGUUGCAGCUGACAAGGAAUUACAGGAAAGCUUUUCUGAGAUUCAACACAGCUACGACUUCAACAAUCAAUGCCAAUUACUUGAAAUAACCUGGAAGUUCAACCCACCUGCAGCUCCUCACUUUGGUGGAUUAUGGGAACGCCUCAUAAAAACAUUUAAGAUUGCCUUCUACAAAGUCAUUGGAACACGGACACUUGACGACGAAACUCUGUCAACCUUCACGUGCGAGGUUGAAGCUACGAUGAAUUCUCGCCCGCUAACCCACGUCUCAUCAGACCCAACCGACGACGAGCCCCUUACACGCAAUCACCUUCUACUAGGACGACCAGCAAACAAAUUGCCUCCCGGAUUGUUUCUCCCUCGCCACACAACGGACAAGAAAACUUGGAAACAAGCUCAAGCCUUGAGUCAACAGUUCUGGAACAGAUACCUCAAAGACUACUUGCCAAGCUUGACAACCCGAACGAAAUGGACAAAGCAAUUGGAAAAUCUUCAGCAAGGAGACCUUGUAUGGAUACUGGAAGACCUAACGCCUCGAGGUCUGUGGCCCCUGGGACGGGUACUUCGUACUUUCCCAGGUGCAGACGGAAUCGUUCGCUCCUGCGAAAUUAAAACUAGCAGGGGGAUUCUACACCGACCAGCAGUCAAACUCUCGCGAGUAAUGGACCACAGUAACAACUAG
Messenger RNA from Symsagittifera roscoffensis, 1656 nucleotides. RefSeq lists its product as uncharacterized. The record is from RefSeq and is a predicted model, not a curated record. Gene Ontology annotation, biological process: DNA integration. The transcript has a single exon. The coding region runs from base 1 to 1656 and encodes 551 amino acids. Lineage: Eukaryota; Metazoa; Xenacoelomorpha; Acoela; Convolutidae. Gene Ontology annotation, molecular function: nucleic acid binding.